AUGGAAGACCAAAUCAAGAAUCUGGAAAAACGAAUUGAUGAUCAAAUUUCAAGAUUCGAUCAGAAAAUUGAUGAGAUGUUGAAGAUGAUGCAGGCGAUGCAAGCUGAGAAGGUUUCAACCCCUUCGAGCUCCGAACCCUCUUCUCCAACAUACUCUAAUGGCAGUUUGAGCAGGUCCAAUUCCACCAGGACCUUAGGUAUGAACCCUAAGCUUGAAUUUCCUAAGUUUAAUGGUGUCAAUCCUCGGAUUUGGGUUAAAAAAUGUUGCAAAUACUUCAAUCUUUGCAAAAUUGCUGAUGAUCAAAAGGUGGAUUUGGCCUCAUUGAAUAUGACUGAUAAGGCUGAACAUUGGGUGAUGAAUUAUGUGUCUAUUAGAAGGUCAGUUGCUGUUGAUUGGAAUGACUUUGUUGUGGAUUUGUAUGCACGAUUUAGGGAUAAUUCUGCUUUAGAUGUUGUUGAGCAGUUCAAUAGAUUGCAACAAUUAGGGUCUAUUGAGGACUAUAUUGAUGAAUUUGAGAAACUUAGAUCUGUAAUGCUGAUGAAUAAUCAUAUACUACCUGAUGCUUAUAUUUUGGAGAGUUUUGUGGGAGGGCUUAAACCAGCUGUGAAACCCUUUGUUAAGGCGUUUAAACCAGCGACUAUUGCCCAGGAGAAGAUUGCUAAAGGACUGUGUUACUACUGUGACCAGCCUUAUACAAGAGAACAUCAGUGCCAAUUUAAGAAACCUCAGUUGUUUACAGUUGAAAUUCCUGGAUCUAUUGAUUCUGACAGUGAUGAGGAUUUGGGAUCUUUUCCUAAUUCCAUUGAUGAACCUCAAAUCUCUAUGCAUGCUCUUGCUGGAAAUCAGUCUUUUCAAACUAUGAGAGUGAUAGGCAGAAUUCAGGGAAAGGAUUUACACAUUCUUAUUGAUUCUGGAAGUACACACAACUUUGUGGAUGCUUCUGUAGCUUCUAAGUUGGGUUGUUCUUUGGAGCAGAUUCCUUUCCAGGCUAUCUCUGUAGCAGAUGGGAAUCAUAUUCCUUGUCAGCAAGCUUGCAAGGGGUUUGCUUGGAGUAUGCAUGGCCAUAGUUUUGAAGCAGAUGUGUUGGUCAUUCCCUUAGGGAGUUGUGAUAUGGUGUUGGGAAUACAAUGGUUAAGACUGUUGGGUUCUAUUCAUUGGGAUUUUCAGAAGCUUAGAAUGGAGUUUACUUUUCAGGGAAAACAAAUUGUUCUUAAAGGUAUACCACCUAAAAAGUUGUCUGUGGUAGAAGGAGAUCCUAGAGCCUCAAUCAUGGAUUCUUCAAUCCAGUUAUGUUUGUUGCAUGUUCAAGAUUCUAAUUGCUUUGUUGGGCAGAUGGAACAGGACACUAAUACAGUUUUGAGUAAUUCUGAAUUUUUGGCCAUCAAACAGCAGUAUGCUAAGGUUUUUGAGGAACCUUCAGCUUUACCACCUGUCAGGGGUGUAUUUGAUCACUCUAUACCUUUGAUACCAGGCAGCACACCUGUUAAUAUCAGACCCUACAGGUAUCCCCUUAAACAAAGUGAUAUAAUUGAACAAUUGGUGCAGGAGAUGCUAGAUAGGGGCAUCAUCCAAAACAGUUCAAGUCCUUUUGCUUCCCCUGUUGUGUUAGGGGGUAAGAAAGAUGGAACUUGGAGGCUAUGUGUAUAUUAUAGGGAAUUGAAUAACAGAACUGUGAAAAAUAAGUUUCCUAUCCCUGUAAUUGAUGAAUUGAUAGAUGAACUUGCUGGGGCUUCUGUGUUUACUAAGCUUGAUCUUAGGGCAGGUUACCAUCAAAUGAGAGUAAGCUCAGCUGAUGUGUUCAACACAGCCUUUAAGACCUACACUGGCCAUUAUGAGUUUUUAGUUAUGCCUUUUGGCUUAACUAAUGCUCCAGCUUCUUUUCAAGGUUAG
Messenger RNA from Chenopodium quinoa (quinoa), 1890 nucleotides. RefSeq lists its product as uncharacterized. Gene Ontology annotation, molecular function: aspartic-type endopeptidase activity. Gene Ontology annotation, biological process: proteolysis. The coding region runs from base 1 to 1890 and encodes 629 amino acids. The transcript is spliced from 2 exons. The record is from RefSeq and is a predicted model, not a curated record. Lineage: Eukaryota; Viridiplantae; Streptophyta; Magnoliopsida; Caryophyllales; Amaranthaceae.